AUGUCGUUCGGCUUCAGUCCCUCUGAUGUCGUCAAGCUCGUCCAGGUUUCCACCCGUGUCUAUCUCGCGUUCAAAGAUGCGAACGACAACUCGGAGACCCAAGUCUCGGGGCUCGUCCGCGAGUUCACGUCCUUCCAUCAGUGUCUGCUGGAUCUCAGUGAGCUGAUGAAAGAGUAUGGCAAGCCGCUGCCGUUUCCCUACCUGGACUUCCAGGAAACCCUCAAGCGAUGCGAGGAAACGAUAGAGCCUUACGCCAACCAUCUCGUCGACAGAAAGAUGAGCAUGAAGAAGUUCGUAUAUACCAUCCGGUAUAUUGGCAAAGAGAAGGAAAUUUCGAACCUGAAAACUGUCAUCAUGGGUCAUUACCAGGCGCUACAGAUGUGCACUUCGUUCCUACAACUGCGUUUGCACUUGGAAGCGACCAAACAGACCCAACGACUGUUGGAUCUCGCCCCGUUUCGCAGCGUCAGUUUUGGCGGCCACGCUUAUACCACAAAUGCCAUCGGUAGCUCAUCACGCACUGCGCCCAACGCGUUACCUGCGCCGUCAGAAGCAGACCAGCUGUACAAAGACUGGCUUAUCUUCAGUCGGUGGUUGAAGGGCGAGGACGAGCGUCUCGCGAUCGAAAACGGAAAUUCGGCGCGGCCUUCGUCUUGGGGCGAAACACCCACAGCAGCUCAGAAAGGUGAUGAGCAAACAGCAGCAGUGCUGUACCACCUUCGACGAGAGCUAGAGGAUGCGAUCAUGAUCGAAGAAAACCGCGCAAAGAGGAUGGCCGUCGAGAGAAGGACCAAUCUUGCGCCUAGCGACGCUAUCCGCGAGGAAAUGAGAAACCUGCCGCACGUUCCCCAAAGGACCGGUACUAUACAGACACUCAACUCUGAUUUCUCCGGAAGCUUCGCAGGCUUCGGAGGUCGCACUUCGAUGACUGACUCUACGCAGACCCUGCGGCAAGGUCUUACCACACCGUCCCCAUGUACGUCUCCAACAGGCAGCCCCCACAUUCCACACUCAUACUUCGAUGCCGUCGACUGGGGUUCGGUUUCUGAGGCUCCAUCGUCCCCAUUAGCACGUACUUCAUCCAUGUCAACGACUCGUUCUAGCUUCAGCCAGUCGCCAGAUUCUCGCCUGUCAGUGCCCGGCCUAGGUAUCAGUACGGCGGGAACCACACCCGAGGACGCAGCGCAACCUUUACGACGAAAGCUCUCGGCUGCGUCACUGUUGAGUAUUGCAUUGGGUCCCGGAGCUCUGCAAUGGAACAAGCUUUGUCGCAAGGCGGUAGUGGAGCGAAUGACACCGCAAGGCUCCGAGAGCAGAGAGUGUGACCUGCACUGGCGGUAUCGUGAGGAUGCUGGGAUCUCGAUCCGCUCCGUCUAUCGUUCCGGCAGCAGCAAGGAGGUGAAAGUCUGGAUCACGCAGCAUUUUCCGGCCACAGGUCCUAGCAUUCCCUUGACAACAUCAUUCCCCGACGGCGACGUGGCCAUCGACUUUCCCAGGGGCUCGUUUGGGCGACUUGACAAAAGAUGCACAGACAUCAAGUACCUAAUGUCCGAUGCAAUAUCAAGUGAGAAGUUGCAGACGUUGCUGUAUACAAACAACGGCAAGGACGGGGCGCAGCUGUUGUACGACCGCCCCAUAUUGAGCAUAUCAUCGAAUCUCAACAAGCCAGAAUGUCGAGGCAAGAACUUGAGGUUAUGGAGGAAAACCGAAAUGCGCAUAGGAUUGAACGGCCUGGAAUCUGCAGAUGUCCUGGUCCUGCUCUUCUACACUAGCGCGUUGCCGGAAGAGAAGGCGCAUUGGGUGGAAGAGCCGCAUUAUGUCUUUCAAUGGUUGGACGACUCGGCGUACAACAAGAACUCAGAUAAGCUGCAGCUCGUCUUCUCCAAAGAGCCAGGCAAGUGGACUCGCGACAAAGUGUUUCAGCGGCGGAAGUCGUCUACGUCGUCUGGGGCUGGUGAGGGCGAGAUCCAGAGGCUGGGGCUGAGCCGCGCAGGCACAAGAAGCUCCAUCGUGUCUACUUCAGCGGUCAGCGUGACAUCGGCGAGAUCGUCCAUCUUCAGUAGUGGGCAGAAAAAGGGAGCGCCGGCCAGUUUGAACCGCUUCGGCUACUCUGAGCUCGAGAUCAAGUUCCAGAGUAAGAGUGAUCGCGGCGCAUUUCUGGAAAUCUGGAAAAAGUACGUUAGGGGACUUGUGUAG
Molecule: messenger RNA, 2196 nt
Organism: Didymosphaeria variabile
Lineage: Eukaryota; Fungi; Ascomycota; Dothideomycetes; Pleosporales; Didymosphaeriaceae
Exons: 3
Coding region: 1-2196 (731 amino acids)
Source: RefSeq, a predicted model, not a curated record